CAAAGCUGAAGUCCCUUUAGCUCGGGGUAUUCGAAGUGCUCUAGCAGUUCAGUUCGGUUCGAAGUAAGUGUUCUCCUGUCCAUAGGAAAAAAGUGGUCAUAAAUUAGUGCAUUUUCUGCGCCCAAUUUCUCCAGGAACUUGCUCCGGAUAUUUGUUUGUGACAUUCGUCCCAUUAACUGUUAAACAAAGAAAAUGGCAGAGAAACCAAAACGCCCGCUGUCGGCGUACAUGCUGUGGCUUAACUCAGCCCGCGAGCAGAUCAAGAAGGAGAACCCCGGCAUCAAAGUCACCGAAAUUGCCAAGAAGGGUGGAGAGCUGUGGCGUGGAAUGAAGGACAAGAGCGAGUGGGAAUACAAAGCCGCCAAAAUGAAGGAUGAGUACAACAAGCAGAUGCAAGACUACGAGCGAAACGGCGGCAGCAAGGAAACCGUCACCAAGAAAAAGAAAGGUGCUAAGAAAGUUGCCAAAAAGAGCAAAAAGAAGGAUUCGGAGGAUGAAGAUGACGAGUCUGGAGAUGAGAGCGACUGAACUAAUCACUAACCUUAAAAUAAUUACUUUUAAUUUAUUGUGUAAAUGUUCGGGGCCUUACUUCAGCAACAAAUCACUACGGCAUCUUUCACACACCAAAACUACCAUCACCUCUCUACACACUUCAGACAAAAUGUAUCAUUGUCGUCUCCCCCGCGGUCUACUAUCCUGCGCCCCGUCAGUUCAAUAACAAACAGAUGAAAACAAGCUUUGUCAGCAUUAACAUACUCUCUCUCUCCCCCCCCUUCACCUAAAUCCGCACUACUCGUAACACGGCCACGCCAAUUUACACAAAAUGGAGAAGAAAAAACAAACUAAACGUAAAAUGACAUGUGAAAAAUAGAGUUUUACCUAUUGAAAAAAACCAACAAAACCAGGCUAGUAG
Molecule: messenger RNA, 913 nt
Organism: Anopheles coustani
Lineage: Eukaryota; Metazoa; Arthropoda; Insecta; Diptera; Culicidae
Product: mobility group protein 1A-like
Exons: 3
Coding region: 193-528 (111 amino acids)
Molecular function (GO): transcription cis-regulatory region binding
Source: RefSeq, a predicted model, not a curated record